ACAACAUUACAUUCUAGCUCCAGUAUUGAUCAGUCAGUCAACAUGAGAACAUUAAAUUUGCUGUGCGUGGUCAUUAGCUUUGCUCACUGCUGCCAUGGAUCAAAGAUGUGGCGAUAUAACCUCGCCUUUAACAACCCACUUAACUGGAACGCGGAUCAACUUCCAAAACCAGGGCAAUCGAUCCAAUAUCCAGUGAAACUAAACGCCCUAGCAGAACUUCCGAGCAGUAUCAGUGUUGGAUCGCUGAUACUGCCAUCCAGUGGGGCUGUACUCAUACCGGAAACAGACUUCUCGUUACUUUUCGAAAACGAUCGAAAGUAUCGAGAAACGGCUGUUUUCAAAACUCCUAUCCGCAGACCGUAUUACUCAACGCACAACUGGCAAGAAGUAGACGAUUUGGGAAAUGUUGUUAUUGGUUCGAACCGUGCCACUCCGCAUGUGGAGCGUAUUCCGUGCCAGUUCGAAACUGCGGUAUUCGGUAAAGUUCCUUCGCCAAUCGAUUUGCAGUAUCACUCAGCUAUCGAAGCUAAAGAUAUCAGUUUCGGAGGAAGCAAGGGGUUGGACGAGUUCCGCCGAUUUCUGGUGUCUGACCUGGGGCAGUACGUUUUCUACAACGCAGAAGAAACUCUGGUGACGGAAGGUAAAUGCGGCAGUCCGGAGAAGUGUCCCUGUCAACCCGAAUGGGUCAAAGAAGCAGUUUGUGCCAACGAAGUUUGCCCGGUUCCGAAUUGCUUGAGCCCCAUUGUUCCCAAGGGCCACUGUUGUGCCAUAUGUGGAAGUGUGCUCUCGGUGGAUUUGAGUAAUUUCGUUGAAAAUUUUGAUUUGAGUGAUUUCAUACGGAAGCUGGAUCGAAAAAUUGCUUCAUCGGAGGUGGAUCAGUCGCUGGUUGAGUACCAUGUUAGCGUCGAGAACUAUGCUCUGCAGUUGGUGCUUAUAGAUAAGGGAGACUACGACGAGCAGAGCGUUCAGCUGAUGAAAAGCUUGGAGCCAUAUUUUGUGAUGCGGUUUCGUAAUGGUCAUAAUGUCGUCCAUUCAGGACAACCGCACAUCCCGUACCAGAGUGGGCAGCUGUUCCUAGUAAUGUUUGUUUCCCUGCUGAUGGUAUCCGUUUUCUUCACCGUACUGUACGUGUACUAUUAUGAUGACAAAAUGAUACCUCGUGUUACGGCUAUAGUACGGAAUAGAACGUUUUUCACGUCGCCAUUCGUCUUUGCACGGUUUGAUCCAAACAACGCUAAUGACGACUCAACAGUGGAUAUAAAUUUCAACCCAUCAGGAAUUCAAUAA
Molecule: messenger RNA, 1287 nt
Organism: Ochlerotatus camptorhynchus
Lineage: Eukaryota; Metazoa; Arthropoda; Insecta; Diptera; Culicidae
Gene: Amnionless
Product: amnionless
Exons: 2
Coding region: 43-1287 (414 amino acids)
Biological process (GO): receptor-mediated endocytosis; intracellular protein localization
Cellular component (GO): endocytic vesicle; apical plasma membrane
Source: RefSeq, a predicted model, not a curated record